Molecule: messenger RNA, 1899 nt
Organism: Tinamus guttatus (white-throated tinamou)
Lineage: Eukaryota; Metazoa; Chordata; Aves; Tinamiformes; Tinamidae
Source: RefSeq, a predicted model, not a curated record
AUGGAAAAGUUUUAUGAGGAUCUUACCAAGGUGUUUGUAGUGGAGGGGAAAGAGGAAGAGGAGUCUAGCUUGGUGAGCGUGGUUUCUCAAAGCGGCUGGCUUCAAACCCAGGCAGAUGGCUCUGCUGCCACGCGCAACGUGCCCGUGCGCCAGGAGUCUGCCCCCGAGCGCCCUGAGCGCACCAUUCGGUAUGAUGGGGUUGAUGUGUUUGGAUACACAGCGUGGUCCCUCCUGGAUGGCUUCGAGUGGCACAGAGGAUACAGCAUCCGACGUGGGUUGUUUUAUAUUGACUUCCAAAGCCAUGACAAGAAGCUGAUGCCAAAAUCUUCCGUCUUGUUCUAUCAAAAGCUGAUUGAGAAAAAUGGCUUCCCACCUUUGCCUGAAAACCAGCCCAUAGAAGGGGUCUUUCCCUGUGGCUUUGCUUGGGGAAUAGUUGACAAUUACAUCCAGGUAGACACGACACCAUCCCAGUUUCUUGACCCUAAUGUUUAUGUGUGGGACGUUCACCAGACGAAGCAGCUUAUUAAAGUGGAUGGAGUUUUUACCUCCAAACGCAAGCGGCACUGUGUUGACUUUGCUGCUAUCAGGCUCCAGAUCUCACUUCUGCAGGAAAUGCAUGUCACACACUUCCAUUUUUCACUGAAGUGGUCUUCAAUUCUUCCCUUAGGUAACCUUUCUGUCAUCAACCACACGCUUGUACAUUAUUAUCAGUGUUUCGUUAGUGAACUUCUCAGAGUUAAUAUAACUCCUGUUGUUGCCUUAUGGCAACCUAUGACUGAGAAUCAAGAGCUUCCAGCUUCACUUGCCAAAGAUGGAGCUUGGGAAAACUCAGAAACGGUUCAGGCCUUUGCUGAAUAUGCCAAGCUGUGCUUUACAAGUCUUGGGGACCAUGUGAAAAUUUGGAUCACAAUAAAUGAACCCUCUGUGAAGAACUUGACAUACACUGCAGGGCACAAUCUGUUGAAAGCCCAUGCAAAAGCAUGGCAUAUUUACAACAAAGAAUUCAGAAGAUCUCAGAAAGGGAAAAUAUCUAUAGCUCUGCAAGCUGACUGGAUAGAACCAGCUUGUCCCUUUUCCAGAAAAGACCAAGAAGUUGCUGAUAGAAUUUUAGAAUUUGACAUUGGGUGGCUUGCAGAACCCAUCUUUGGGAAUGGUGAUUACCCACACCUUAUGAGAGAAUGGCUUCAGCAAAGAAACAGUGUUGACCUAUAUAAUUUCCACUUGCCUUACUUCUCAGAAGAAGAAAAGAAGUUAAUCCAAGGCUCAUUUGAUUUUUUUGCCCUAAGUCACUACACUACUACUCUUGUGGGCUGGGAGAAAGAAGAUGCUCUAAAAUUUGACCACUAUCUCGAAGUUCAGAUGAUCAAUGACAUCACAUGGCUGCACUCUCCUGGGCGAGCUGCAGUGGUGCCCUGGGGAUUACGUAAAAUGCUCAAGUGGGUUAAAUCAAAGUAUGGAGAUGUCCCAAUAUACGUCAUGGCUAAUGGAAUUGAUGAUGGUCAGAAUAUGGUGCAUGAUAAGCUCCGAGUAUAUUACAUACAGAAUUACAUCAAUGAAGCUUUAAAAGCUUACACCUUGGAUAAUGUUAACAUACAAGGAUACUUUGUCUAUUCUUUUAAUGACAAGACUACUCCUAAGUAUGGUCUCUACAGUUACUUUGCAAAUCGGUAUGAACCAAAGCCCUCUAUGAAACAUUACAGAGAAAUAAUUGAUAAUAAUGGCUUUCCUAGACCUGAAACUGCAGUACUAUGCCCUGAAGAGACUGUCUCAUGUCCUGAAUGCCACUUUUUCCGAACCAGAAAAUCAUUAUUAGCCUUUGUUGCUUUCAUAUUCGUUGCUUUUAUUGUUACUAUAUUCCUCAUUAGUUACUAUUCCAGGAGGGUAGGAAGAUGAUAUAGA